AUGUUGAGAGUAGCAGGCCGGAGGCUUUCUGUUUUUCCCUGGAGGUCCACCUGGACACCGACUUCCGCCGCCGCCUCUAAAUACCCAGUCGGCGGAGCCACCGACCACCAGGAGGAUUCUAGAUCCACCUUCUUCUUCUAUCGUUUUUCCUCUACCACUCAUCCCCAAUUUCAUUUCCCUGCCAGAGGUUUUGCUUCUAACUCAGUUGCCCCACAGAAUGAAAGCAGUGGCAUUACAGAGAUUCCGGCAACUGAGACUGCUAUAAAAAAUCCAACUUCAAAGAUAGUUUAUGAUGAGUACAACCAUGAGCGCUACCCUCCUGGUGACCCCACUAGCAAGGAUGUUCUCGCUAUGGCUUCCAUUGAGGUUGAUCUAUCCAGCAUUGAACCUGGUAGCACCGUGACUGUCAAGUGGCGUGGAAAACCAGUCUUCAUCAGGCAUCGAACUGAGGAAGACAUUAAACUGGCUAACAGUGUUGAUUUGGGGUCUCUCCGUGACCCGCAGGAAGACUCUGAGAGGGUCAAGAAUCCUGAAUGGCUUAUAGUCGUUGGGGUCUGCACUCACCUCGGUUGCAUCCCUUUACCAAAUGCUGGUGACUUUGGAGGGUGGUUUUGUCCCUGCCAUGGCUCACAUUACGAUAUCUCUGGCAGAAUUCGGAAGGGGCCUGCUCCGUACAAUCUGGAAGUACCUACGUAUACUUUCAUGGACGAAAACAAGCUAUUGGUUGGAUGA
Molecule: messenger RNA, 732 nt
Organism: Fraxinus pennsylvanica
Lineage: Eukaryota; Viridiplantae; Streptophyta; Magnoliopsida; Lamiales; Oleaceae
Source: the annotation of a GenBank genome assembly